AUGGGAGAGGUCUAUGCACCAUCGGCCCCAGUUUUGUUUGCAAAAGCAGCUCAGAUUUUUAUAAAUGAGUUGUCUCUCAGAGCCUGGAUACACACAGAAGAUAACAAGAGAAGAACCCUACAGAGAAAUGACAUUGCCAUGGCAAUAACCAAGUUUGAUCAGUUUGAUUUUCUCAUUGAUAUUGUGCCAAGAGAUGAACUCAAACCUCCCAAACGACAGGACCCAAUACGUCAGACGGUAGUAGCCCCAGAUCAAGUACAAUACUACUUUCAACUGGCCCAGCAUCAGGCCAUCUCCAUGCAGCAGCAACAGCAACAACAACAACAAGGACAACAAGCACCGCAGCAGGCACCACAACAACAACAGCAGCAGCAGAUGGCAACGCAAGUUCAACAACAGCAAGUAACCGUCAGCACACAGCCGCAGGCUAUCAUCACUAGCGUGCCACAGCAGCAGAUCGUUACCAUGGCACCAGGACAAGCUCAGAUGAUACAGAACCAGCCACAAGACCAAACUGAUGUGCAGUAUCCAAUCCAUUUUAAUUCAGCUCAAAUGCAGUACAUCCGCAUGCAGCAGAUCCAACAACUUCAACAACAGCAGCAACAACAACAGCAGUCGCAGGGUCAACAACAAGCACCACAACAAACGACACAGCAACAACAGGCCGGCCAGCAACCUACACAGACGACCGCUGAACAGGCACAACAGCAGGCUCAACAGCAAGCACAGCAAGCCACUGCUCAACCAACGGAGUUCACGUUUGCCUCUGGAGGACAGGUAACUAAUGAACAAAGGAUGAAUAUGUUGAACUAGCUUAGAAGCUGGUUUUUUUCCCCUUCUCAAACUC
Molecule: messenger RNA, 847 nt
Organism: Orbicella faveolata
Lineage: Eukaryota; Metazoa; Cnidaria; Anthozoa; Scleractinia; Merulinidae
Biological process (GO): regulation of transcription by RNA polymerase II
Cellular component (GO): nucleus; CCAAT-binding factor complex
Molecular function (GO): RNA polymerase II cis-regulatory region sequence-specific DNA binding; protein heterodimerization activity; DNA-binding transcription activator activity, RNA polymerase II-specific
Source: RefSeq, a predicted model, not a curated record